CUCUAAGAGCCUCCGUAUUAUGUAACACAAAAGGGGGACGGCCAGCUUCUUAGGUACCCUUCUGCUACGUCCCUUGUUUUGAGGGUUCUCUAAGCAGAGGGCAGAAUUCUCACAGGAACUCUCUUCUGGCAUUUCUUCGUCAGGAUGGCACCAGACGAAGUAGGCUAGUUAUGGGAAGACUUGGAGAGAUGUUGCUGGUUGUUUUGCUUCUGCUGUCUCUUCCUCAAGACUCUUCGGCUGUGUUCUUGAACUUUAAGAAUGGCGUGGACUACAAGUACAAGAUCGACACAGAGUCCAAGUUGUCGAAGAUCGAGACACCAUUCAACAUUGGAGCUCAGGUGAGUUUCCAACAUGUGAAAGACACGGACACUGGCCAGGUGUGUCUUCUGACGGUACACAGUAUGAUCUGGCACCACGGAAGGGAGUCAGCUAUUGCCACACAGCAUUAUGACUUCUCUCAAUGGUUCUCGUUUGAGAUCUCUGGCCGUGGUGAGAUAUCCCGGGUGUGGUACCCGCCUGGUGAGGUGGUAGAGGUCGUCAACAUCAAGAAGGGAAUAGUCAGCUUCUUAGCUGCCAAACUGCACCAUAACCACGAGGUGGGCAGACCGAACGAAGACAAGUGGAACUACAUCACCAAUGAAACUGGUCACGAAGGUGAACAUGAAGCGGUGUACAGUGCAGAACCGCACGAGGAUGGACUCAAGUUCACCAAAAUCCGCGAGGGACACCCCAGCAUCGGCCUUGAUUCCGAGGAUACGAGAAUGCACAAGGAAAUCUACAUCAAGCAUGACGGGGACGUUCCUCACCGUGUGCGGAUCAAGGAAAAGGUGACGUCACCGCGGAAGGCCAAGCCGGGGUUUGAUGUUCACGAGGGCACCAGGGGAGGACAGUUCGUCAACGAACCGGAUAACGUCGACCUCCCAGAGAUGUCUACUAACGCAGAGUCCGAGUUCACACUGAUCGGACUGAGGCACACCAAACCGGCCACUCCUCCACCCGAUCUGCGAGAAGACACGCUGCACGUCACACAUCAUCGUACAAAGACUGCUCACGGGCCACAGUUGAACCUGACGUACGCACAAGAACUCAUCAAAAAGGACCUGGUGUGUCUGAGGAAACUUGCCAGCAAGAAUGCUCACACCAAGAAGGGCAUAACUGCUUGCUAUACCAGUCUGAAGGACACCCUUGGGAAACUCAGUAACGAAGACCUGCUCUCUGUGGUUGACUCCUACUUCAACCAACCCCUGGCCAACUUGGCUACGAAGCGCCUAGACCGGGCCCAUCUGAUGGACGCAGUGGCAGAUCUACACACAGACUUUACAGAAGACUUAAUCAUGGACUACGUCUUCCUGUCGGAAGAACCAGACAGGAGGAUCAUAGAACGUGUCCUGGUCCACUACGUGGGCAUAGACGGCCUGCCACCACAGAGGCUUGUGGACUUCUUGGAGAGUGUGUCCUUCUAUCCAGAGGACUAUGACGAAGUGUACUUGACCAAAUCUGUUCGACAGCGAUGCAUGCUAGUUCUGGGCGCCGUUGCGGAGAAUCUCGCCAAACAUGGACGCAAGGGGGUCGCGGGAAGGAUCGUGACACGCCUCGAGGACAACCUCGGCCUUCACGACCCUUGGAAGGAGAGACAGAAGCGUUCCACCCUCACACCUCUGGAGCUGGAGGAGUUGGACCACAGCCGAGUCACCCUGAUGGAGGCGCUCGGUAACGCCGCCCAGCGGAGUUCCUACGAACACCUGCUGUCCUACGUCAACCAAUCAUCGGCGCCGUCCUUACUCCGGAGGGCGGGGCUUCACGCCCUCAGGAACUACCAUCAUAAAGAGGCGGCAGAACGUCUGCUACUGUCUGCUCUGACGGACAAAGACGCCCAUGUACGGUACGAGGCCAACCUGUACUACCAGGCACAUCCGCACGGGCAGCAAAUCCAAAACUGGACGGGACCCAUUGGACCUGGUGUAAAGAACGUGACAAGGCCGGGGCAUCAGCGGGUCAAGAGAGGCCUUAAUGACCUUUUUGACCCGAUCGAGUUCAACAUCGAGUCCCCUGCCUGCGACUGGAAGAAAAUCAUCGGAUCUGCAAAAAUUGGGGCGUCAUUUGGUCUUAUAAUCAGGAACGCCCUGGACAUGUACGCAGCGGCUCAGGAAGGUUAUGUAGAUGUCGACGUUCACGAUGAGGUCUUCGCACGUGUGCAUCUGGGCGUCAUGAACAUCAACCUGGACAUCUACGUCAUCCGGCUGUGUUUCAAGGGCCACGCUGAGUACAGUUUCAACCUGCUACAGGAAUUCGACAUUAACAGUGUCUCAGAUCUGACCACGAAGUUCGACAAGAUCAUCACCAAAAUCUUCGACAACAUCAACCGUGGUGUGUCCGCCCUACAGGAUAUCAUAGCGGGCGAUAUCGACUUCCAGCAGUUGUUUGAAGACUUGAAGGACUCGGUCGAAGAACUCCCGUCCAAGGUUUGGAGUAUUGGUGAGGUCGUUACAUAUGCCAUGAAUGUGACGGGGAAGUAUCCACUGGAGGCGUGGCCUGUACACCUCCGGCCAUUGGUCAAGGCCGUGUAUGGGGUCAUCAACAAGAUCAACAAAAUCAAGACUGACGUCUUAACAUUCUAUGACCUCUUAACGCAAACAGUGACUGUUGAUCUACCCUGGGCUGUCGACCAGAUUUGGGAUUCAAUCCUAGCAAUAGUGGACUCUAUCGACGACGUAUUCAGCAACCCUAAAGGUGCCUUGGCAGACAUCUUCAAAGCUGUCUUCAGGUUGCAGCAGGCUGUUGCUAAGAUAUUGGACAACGCGAGGCGGAUGAAAAACAUUGUUUACCCAGGGAAUCACUUUCCCGACUGGUUCUAUCCGUAUGAAAUGGUGACGCAGGCACGGGAUAACCUGACCAACGGAUACGCGGCCACAAAGACUGCCACUGCCGCGUGGCUCGUGCAGUCCAAGAAGGACCCCCUCCGAGCGUACACUGGCAUCAAAGAAUCGAAACUCCGAAAGAUCAUGGCAGAUGAGCUGGAAUCUGUAGUCGACAGGCUGAAAGAGCCGCUAGAACCACUGCUAACCCUCGCGGACCGGUUCCGUCCUGUCUUCGACACUGCGAUAAACAUCAUCAAUGCUGUCAAGGAAGGAUACACCCUACUGAACGAACAAUACGUGAAGGUCAGGGCCACGUACGACGGUGUGUUUGGCCCCAGGGCCAGCUUGAAGUUUCAGAGGAAGAUAAACGUAGAGAAGGGAGGUGGUUGUCCAGGAGGAUUCUAUCCAACCACCCAUAACGGAAAGUACGGUGACCGGCAGGGCGUUGACCUCCAAGCUGAUGUGGGACAUAGGGUGUAUGCCCCAUUUGCAGGAACACUAGAGAGGAUGAGCAGUACAGCGGUACUCAUCAAGUGCACAGGAAGCUCUGUGAAUGGGAUGACGGCGUAUGUCGAGAACUUUGAGCUGAAAUCGGAUGUUUUCGCAGAUGCUACUGCCAAAACAGCUGAGGUAACUGCUGGACAACACAUUGGAACAGUGGUGAAUUCAGGGUGCAACAACCACAUCCACUUUGCCCUAAAGAAAGGCACAGGCUACCUGGACCCUACCAAGUUCCUGGAGAAGAGGUUGUUCCAGCUCCCAGUAUGGGUACAAGAAUGUGAUGACUACAAACUGGUCUGGAAGUUGAAGACCAUAGCGUCAGGGUCAGUGGUCGGUUUGGCGGGAACCCAGCAGAAGGACACCUCACCGGCCAGAACUGCCACCAAACCAAGCACCUCCAACCUGAAGGGGAAAAUGUCUGCCAGAUCAGGCAGACGGAAACGUGCUACCACCAAGAUCAACGCCAACGCAGCAACUGCCAGCAAGUACGGCUUCCCACCAGUCAAUGCGUCAGGUCCGUCCAGCAUCUUCAACAUCAACAACCUGAAGGUCGGACAGGUCAUAGACUUCCUGGACGCAGUUGGGCUGACGGAGAGCAAGAGCAACCUGCAGAAAGUUGCCGAUGACCUCAAGGCACUUCUGGAUUCAAAACCGUGCGAACGUCCAGAGUCCAUGACUGAAGCACAGCUCAGGAUGGAGCUGGAACUCCGAGGACAAAACAGCACCGGACCGAGGGAGACACUCAUACAGAAGAUGAGGAAAUCUGAUGACGACAUGUGUCCCUUCAUGACGUUGUCCAUGCCCAACAAUGUUUACUGUAAGUUCUCGGACCUGUGCCUGGGGCUGUCAUGCUGUGUGGAUCUCAAGAUGUGGAAGUUCCGAAAGUCGAUCAAGGCCUACGCAGUCUUCAACAUCACUGACUUUACCUUCUACAUGGGGAUAGAGACUCCCGGGGUGGACCCCUUCCGUUACCAGUAUAAGGUGGCAGAUGCGUUCUGGGGUGAAGAAAAAGAGUUGGACACAGGAAUAAAGAUUGAUUUUACUGGCGACCCACUGGAUCUCAGAAUGAGGUUUAAGCUGGAGUACCAACGACCUUCAAGAUUCUUCAUCACCUUGAGUUUGGGUUUGUGUGGUGAGCAGUGCAUGGAGUUUAUCCACCUACUGAAGCACAUGCUCAUUCCCGUACCGAAGAAGGACGCGAACGGGAAUUUAGUAAUGCCGGAAAUAAACAUGGAGGAGCUUGCGAAAACCGUGGUCAAGACUGCGAUGUCAGAUAUUGCGGCCAUGGCUCUGAGAGCUCUUGGACUUCCAAGUGACCUUUUGGAUGGAUCCAAGACUUGCAUGUUUCCAGAUAGACUUACGGUUGGGCAGCUGAAAGCGGAAUUGACGAACAGGUCCCUGACUACAACAGGGAACCAGAGCGCACUCGUACAACGAUUAAAGACCUCAGACUCAACCUGUGACUACGGCGCCCACCUCCCAGCCGUGCCAGACCGUCUGAACCACAGUGUGUACUGCAAAAUGGACCACACAUGUCUCGGAAUCAGUUGCUGCACGGAACUCAGCAUCAAGUCCCUGAACUUCACCAGAGCCUUCAAUUUGUGGCUGCGGCUCGACGCCUGCAACUUUCAGUUCGUCAUCGGGUUUGAGACACUGGAAUACAGAAAGCUUCUCUUCACUUACCCAUGGGGAACACCAGAAGAAAUCAAGUUGGCAGAAGGUGUCAUUGUCACUCUCACCAUCAACAAGACUGCAACAGACUUUAUAGUGGAUGUCGGGGUAAUGAUCUGUAUGAUCGGCGGAGAGUGUAUCAUUGAAGGGAACUUCAUCCGGAAACUUGUGGUACCCAUCCCCAUCUGUAACAAGAUAUCCCUGGACGCUGCAUCAAUCGACCGGUUCAUCCAACAAGCAGGAGAGAACGUGGCGUCAGGACUGGUGGACCUCAUCGUUGAGAACGCAGGACUUCAAGACAUCUUCUACCCUGCUGGGCAAGUGAUCACACUUCCUAAAAGGACUCUGCCAGGCAACUGCUCCCUGGCUCCGAGCUUCGACUGGCUCCCGCAGGGUUUCAGCUGCCAGGUCAAUGCCUUCUGCUUGGGACUGGACUGCAUCAUGAACAUGAACUUGUUGAACUACACCAACAUUGCGACCUUGGCCUACAUCAACCUGGACUUCUGUAAUUACACCUUCAACAUUGGACUUGGAAACUGGAGCUACCAUCUGGCCUUGUUCACAUACCCAUGGGGAAAAGUGCAGGAAAAAGUCCUGGGAGAAGAUGCCUUCCACCUGCGCUAUUCUAUCGGCAAGAACGAUGUCAAGAGAGUAUUUGUGGUGAACUUCAACGUGACUCUGUGUAUCGAAGGAACGUGUUCCAAGAGCAAUCCACUGAUCAGCAACAUGGAGAUUCCACAGCCGUUCUGUAACACCAACUUGUCCACAACUAUACCGGAUUUGUCGGUAAGUGGCCUGCAGACGUACGUGCAGGAGCAGGGGUACGUGGUGGGCCAGGUUCUGGCUGAGACCAGUAAAAACGCCCUGCUGCAGAUCCUGGGCAUAGAUGACAUCGUGGAGGAUCACACCUGUCAGAGACCUGUGGUACUGCAGAGUGGCUGGUCAGGGCUCGACAAAUGUACAGACAUGAAUGCCCCUACCCUGCCCUCCACUAUGACCUGCACUGUCCAGUCCAACUGCCUGGGACUGACCUGCUGUCUGGACAUGAACUUGAAACUGGUCAACAUCACCCUCAAGGCCUCCGCCGUCCUGGACAUGUGUAACUACACCUUGUCUUUGACCCUUGGGAAGAGGGUCAUCCGCAAGAUGUUGUUUAUCUACGAGUGGGGGAAAAGAGAAGAAAUCCCCAUUGGUGACGCUUUCAAGAUCUACUACUACAUCAAGAAGAAUGAUGCGGAGAAGAAGUUCCUGGUAACUGUGGAGAUAGCGCUGGUCAUCGACGGUGACGUAGAGGCCGUGUACCCACUACUGAAGGACAGCAAGAUACCACAGCUCUUCUGUGAUCCUCAAGCCACCCUGACGUUCUUAGAUGGUGUAAGGACAGCUGCUGACUAUAUUCAAGCCGUGGGCAUCACAGAGGCCACACAGGUGACCAGUACAACCAUGGCUGGGCUUUUCAGCGCUCUUCAAAUCAGCGAUGUGAUACAAGAGGGCAUAAGCCACCUGCCCCCCGUCAGCUCUGUCCUAUUCAUGGGCUGGAUAGAUGUCCCUCUAGCUGCCUGCCCAGAUGUUGCCUGGCAUGAGCUGGCUACAGGUGUGGUAUGUGAGGUCACCAGCCCCACCUGCACAGGUGUCACCUGUUACAGGGAGUUCGACCUGAGUCUGGAGUCCUUCCAGUCCAAGACGUGGAUGGACUUCGACCCGUGCGACUACCGGCUAACCAUUGGGGUCGGUUUGAAAACCGUCACUUACUCUGUGCUGCCAUCGAACACAUGGAACUACACCUGGGGUGAAACCAAGACUGUGAAGUUUGGGACGGUCUUCAACUUGACCUUUGCAAUCGGAAAGGAGGGAGACAACUUUGUCUUUGACUUCUCCUUGAGGUUCUGCAAGGAUGCUGCAACCUGUACGAACAACACCUUCCUGCAGAAAACUAAAGUUCCCCAACCCACCUGCUACAAACAAGACACGUGGACACCAACUACAGGAUCUGUUAGCACCGCCAUCACACAGAUGAAGCAGGCGGCCGCUAGAGUGCGAGCACCAGCGGUACUGCCCGGUGUGUUUGUGGAGGCAGCAGACAGAAUCAUGGGACUGGUACAGGUGUUCACUGGAGCUACAGACUGUACAGGGUCCACCACCGGAUGGACAGGGGAUAACAAUUGCCCAGCUGCCGUGUUACCGACCCUUCCUACUGGAGUUGGCUGUGCCGCCAGUGAUGGCUGCUACUCUGUGACCUGCUGCAUGACCCUUGACCUCUGCUCCAUCAGGACGGUCAAGCCGAACUUCCACGUGACCUUCGACCCCUGCACCUACAGCAUGUCUGUGGGGAUGGGAAAGUGGACAUCAGAGUUCAACUUGUACCAGUACACUUGGGGUCAAACUGAGACCAUCGCCAUUGCUUCAGUCCUAUCCUUCACCUACAGUAUCCAGAAGCUGGACAGCGAAAAUGUUUUCCAGAUCAGCUCCUCCUUCAGACUGUCCUGUGGGACAAGCUCUGCACUAAACAUCCCAAUCAUGCACAACACUAAAGUUCCGUACAAGACUGACUGUGCAGCUGUCAGCAUUCCGGACACAGUUGAUACCUUCCUAGCCCUACAAGGUGGCCAGGUAGGAAAGGCAGGACAGGACUAUGUGAUGAGAGGUCUGGGACUGGCCGACACCUUCGCUGGACACAGCUGUAGUCAUCAGGGUGGCUGGCACGGGCUAGAUGCCUGUCCAAGCACGUUACAGCCUCCAACAUUGCCUAGCUCAGUGGACUGCAGGUUCGAUGAUCUGUGCAUGGGAAUGAGCUGUUGCGUGGACUUUGACCUAAAGGUUGGCACGUUCAGGACCACUGCAGCUUUGCACUUUGACCCCUGCAAGUUAACGUUGUCGGCCCGAAUUGGUGGUACAGACUUUACUGGCCUGGAUCUCUACAGUUACACCUGGGGAACUGAACAGACACAGAAUGUUGGUGUCAAUGAUAAGCUUCGCCUCACGUACACAAUCAGCUACGACAAGCCAGCUAAGACCUAUUACCUCAACUUCUCUGUAGCAACGUGUGUGGACACGUGUACUACACCAGUGGUCAUCCUAUCACAAGUGGGCUUUCCUGAACCAGCCUGUGUUCAGGAGACACCUGUCCUCCCAGGAGCUGGAACCAUUCAGGAUCUUAUCACACAGUACAGCGACAACCUUGGCGAUGCCGCCCUCCAGCCUGCCUACAGAUACUGGGGUCUUCCCGAGGACUUCAACCCUCAGGACACCUGCGUGGUCCCUGCAUCAUCACCUUCAUGUGACCUUGACCUCAGCACCUUGAACCUCCCCGACACGUACCAGUAUUCCCUCCACGACUCCUGUACAGGGAUUGAGACCUGCGUGGAGUGUGACCUUCAGGUUCAAGCAAGGUCGUCCAAGGUGGCUGUCAGCUUUGACCCCUGUGACAUGACCUUGACCCUUGCCCUACACACCAUGACCCACACCGUCAAGCUGUAUGACUUUGAGUGGGAAGUGGAGCAUGUCUGGGAGGUUGGAAAUCUGUAUCAGCUCAAGUACACACUAACGAAUGACCUUGAGGCAAGGCAGUACAGGAUUGACCUUGAGGUCAUGACCUGCCUUGACCCUGACAGUUGUCAGUCCUGUGGUCAUGUGAUGCAGAACUCUGUCUUCCCCAAACCAACGUGUGAUUCUGAAGAAAGCUGUGAACUAGACGAUUCCAACCCAGGUCUGAGUGUAACAGCCUACCUGAACAGUUUCGGAGCCGGCACCACAGACGCAGCGGCAGAAGAAGCCCUUGCAAACGUGUACCGGUGUCAGGGAAUCCCCUACAUGAUGACUGAGUCCUGUACAGCACAGGCAGACAACUGUCGGUGGACAUCUUCCCACUCAGAAGGGACAGACUGUGGGGCGGAGAACAGCUGUACUGGGAUCACCUGCUGCCAUGAAUUUGACUACAAGAUUAUCACAAAACAUCUCAGUGUCUUCUUCGACAUCGACCCGUGUACGUACAUCAUUUCCCACGGAAUCGGCAGCCAGACGUUUACCCACAAUUUCUUUGACUUUCCCUGGGGAGAAGAGCAGCGAAUCAGGAUUGAGAAGGCUUUCUUCAUCAAGUACACUGUGGCAGAUGAAGGCAGUGCCUACAGAGUGAGCUACUUCGUGGCCCAGUGCAAGGAUGACACGUGUCAGAACGGAUGGGACCUUCUAUCUGACCAGAUUGUCACCAAGCGACAGUGUACAAAAGAGACAUGUAGUGCACUUCAACUACCAGGUGAUGGCAGCCUUUCUGGCUUCGCCACCGAGUUGGCCGGUACUGUGAAUGAAUAUGUAGAUGAUGCAGUCUUUUGUAAACUGGACAUGACGGACCAACUUGGAGGAGAAGAGUGCUCCCUCCAACCAAGUGGGGUUGGACCAUCUGAAUGUUCCAGUAUCAACCUUCCCGAUAUUCCUGGACUUCACUGUGAGAUUAACCCAGGAUGUCUUGGAUUUGUCUGUUGUAUGGAGAUUGACUUAAAGGUGAAGACCUGGAGUUUUAGGAUGGGGGUUACGUAUGACCCAGAGACAUACAGAGUGGAAGCAGUUGUAGGAAACAGAAGACAUGACUACGAGCCAUUCCUGUACCCAUGGGGGGAGGAGCAGACUGACACCGUUGGCCCAAUCACUGUCAAGUACAAUGUGGACUACCCUGCUGGAGGAUUGCGUAACGCUAUGAAAUUUACCAUGGAACUGGAUGUCAGCAUUGAUGGAACCAGGGAACCCAACAUGCCUCUCACCAUUGAAGCUACCUCUGCUCAUCCAUUGGUGGAUUCUCCAUAUGUGCUUCCAGGCACUGCAGACAGUUUCCUUGGGGAAAACGGAAACGAACUGAAGAAACAAGCAGUAUACCGCUUCUUAGGUGUAUCAGACCUGUACACUGCGGAUGACUGUAGCCACAGUGUGCAGACAACAGUCCCUGAUACUUGUGUAGAACAGAACGGCACCCUCCCGAGUGAACCAGGAAACCUAACCUGCAGCUACACUGACCAAUGCAGCAGUGUCGAAUGCUGUCUGUCUGUGGACUUCAAGACCGGACGUAGGUCCUUCAGAGUAUCAUACCAGAUUGAUGUGAAUGACUAUAAGCUGACAGUUGGACUGGGCAGCUAUGAAUUCACCAACAGUUUGUUGCUGCCAAUGACUGAGGAGAGAGAGGAAACUAUCGGUGAUGUCUUCAGGAUAAGGUACAACAUUGAGAGCUUGACAGACGACCAACAGUACAAUACAAACUUGAAGGUCAUCUUUAACUCCGGGGAAGGAGAAGAAGAAGAGUUCAUCCUCCUUGACAACAUCCUCAUGCCAGAGGAGGCACUUGAUCCUGGUGUACCAUUUAAGAUCCAAGGUAUUUCUGUGAAACCAAUUGCCUUCUAUCCUCUAAACACACAACUGGGUGGAAUGGAUGUAACAAAGACAGGAGACAACGCUGUCCUUCAUGGAACUAGUCCUGGUACGGGACUCAACAAUGAAGACGGCGGAUCACAGACCAUACAAGAUACCGCAGACUCUCGCUCACACAUAGAUUUCCCCAACUACGGCAAACUUGAGUCAAGAUCAUCCAUAACCAUACUGGUCGCCAUUCGCCCGAGUACACUCGACCAGUCUGCACCGAUUUUCGACUACAGGGGAGGCAGUGUCGGUCCUGAUGUCCAUGGUUUAUACCUUUGGCUUUCACCGAAUGGGAGUCUAAGUGCAAAUCUUCAGAUGCAGACACAAACCGGGGUAGAAGACGUGAUGUUCCAAUCCGAAGAAGACGCAGUGAAGGCAGGAGAGUGGAACUUCGUCGGCGUGUCCUACGACAACGUCACGGCAACAGGGCACCUGUGGGUGGACGGAGAAGUAGUCGUGGAGGUACAACAUCCACCUGGAAGGCUGGCCACAGACACGUCUGCGAGGGCGGGGUAUGCGGAAGAUGCCGAGGGGAACGGGUUCGCCUUCAGUGGGAACCUGGCCUGCGUACAGGUCUGGAACCUUUCCCUCACGGGUCAACAAGUGGGAGAAGCCAUAAACUUCUGCCCUUACACUGGGUCCUUCUCUAUAACAGCCUGGCCAGAAACUGUGGCAAAGUUCCUCCAAUCCGUCCACUAUGACCCUGCUGGACCAAUCGUGGGCACUGUGACAAAGGCUGUCUUCCGCCACUACAACAUGUACGACUACCUGGAGCAAGACGAAUGUGACACCGCAUCCCUCACGGCAAGAUCCUGCCCAGACCUUUCCUUGAAACAAGAUGACACGGUGUUCCUUCAGCCGUCUGACCAAUGCCUUGGAGUCCAGGGCUGUGUAAAGCUGGACUAUGCAGUGAAGACAUACUCUUUUGGCAUAUCAUUUUCUCUCGACCCAAACGCCUUCACCGUCCGGUACAGUUUUGGUGGGCAACAGUUCACCGCAGACCUCUUCGAAGUGGCAAACGGAGCCAUACAAACCCGGCGCAUUAGCAGCAGUAUCGAGCUGAAGUGGACUGCCCGUCCACUGGAGUUUGGUGAACUCAUCAGCGUGAACCUUGACCUCCACUUCACCACAGACAACCACCUGGUUAUCCACAGCAUUUUGAAGAACGUCAGCCUACCCAACAAGGCUAUUGAGCAGUCGGAUGCGUCGACUUUCGCAAAUGUCCUGUCAAAGGUAAAGGACUUUCCAGCAUCUUUGCCAGAUACAGACUAUCUUUCGUUCACUGGGUCGCAGCUUGGACUAGAUGCGGCGAUUCUACGACAACCAAGCACGUGGGAAGAGGAACUGACGAUGCCAACCUUCACUGCUGGAAGCACCUGCAUCUUGAAAACAGCAGCAGAGAACAUUGCUGAACUAUCCAACAAUAUGGUCACGUGUGUGGCUCUGGAACACUGCGUGGGGAUCCAAUGUCAGGCAAGCGUUGACCUCAAGGUCGUUGAACCUGUCUUCCUGGUCUCCCUGAAGAUCAACCCCUGUUUGCCUGACGUUGGAACAACAAUCAGAUUCGAAAACGAACAACACUACCUGAACUUCAGCUCCACGUAUGACAUUUCAGAGGGACCCUUUGAAAUCCUCGACUUUGGAGACCACAUCAAGUUACAGUACAGCAUUCUACGCGGUCCUGAUCAGACCUUCGUCACGACCCUGAACCUUCUCAUGUGUGUGAACAACAUCUGUGCUGUGAACGUCCCCAUCUUGGACGAACUCGCCAUCCCCAGGCCUCCGUACUGCACUCGGAGGAGAAGGGACGUCCAGGCCACCGAAGAAGGUUUGAGUUUGGUGAAAACUCCACAGUUCGUUCCUCUCAUGAUUCACACCCUGGACAACGGUUUGGAGAUCCAGGCCCAACAGUGCAAGCACAUGCUACAUGUACACUACGACCCCAAAGCACCGGACUGCCCGGGUUUACCCCAGAUGUGGCACCAGCAAAAGCAGUGUCUACCCUACCGUAACUGCCGCGGGAUCUCCUGCUGUGUCCACCUGGAUCCGGAUCACACAGAUCUCAUGAGUCACGUCAGCCUGGACAUGGAGACAUGUGGACGGCACCUGACCAUCCGGGUCGGCAACUGGUCAUUCACCGAGACCAUACCAAAGGCACACAAGAGGUUCUCACAGAAAGAGAAAAUCGGAGAAGCGAUUCAAGUCUUGUAUGCCGCCAUGAACCCUGACGGGCACAGAGUUGUGGUGGAUUUCAAGCUACAUGUAUGCGACCACGAAUCAUCCGAACGGCACUGCCACAAAGUCGAGAUUCUAAAAGACGCUGUCAUCCCUCUGUUUGCUUGUCGAGAGGAGAAACUGGUCGGCGACACGGCCAGGGCUUCUUCUCUUCGCUACAAGGUGAAAGUCGCUAGACGAAUACCAGGCCCAACAACAACAGCAGUCCAAGUCGCUCCUCCUACUGGGAAGUACAAAGAGUUAGCAGCCUACAGAAAGCAACAGGAAGCUAUGCACCUGCAUCACAGCCUUGUGAAGAGGUCUGCAACAGCCACGAACCCUGUCCUGAACAUGACAUUCCUGGACAUCCGUAAGACGUUGGACUUAAACAACAUCGACCCAAUCCUCGCAUUCAACCUGAUGAAGAGCCUAAAGGAGCUGCUUGCAGACCUUGUCAAUGAAGCCAUCGACCUGCUCUUGAGUAAGGACACUGAAGAGCUCUUCAAGUCCCUCGACUUGACCUUCCGUGGCGGUUGGGAGUACCCCAGGCAGACGAUCAACUUCUUUUCAUAUUCACAGUUUUUCCUGGUUGGUGGGCUUGUACCGAUGACAUUUGGGUUUGGUGCGGAUGGGUUUUAUGGAGUACUUAUCACUUUGAAGGCCGAGAUGGGGACUAUGGGUCUGACAGGGACGUCGACACCUUAUAUAGGGAUAACAGUAUGGGGUGAGCUGGGUAUUGGUGCUCUCAUGUAUGGGAAACUCCGGCUGGAGGGAGACAUCAUGCAAACUCGCUUUCCCACUAUGGCAGAGAUGGGCUUCAGCAAGUUCCCAUUCGACGUUGGGAUGACGUUGGAUGUUGAGUUGAUCCCCCUGGAGUUGCGUCUGAAGGCGCUGGUCACAGUGGAGGUCAGCAUCCCACUGGUCGGAACCAUCAAAGAAACGCUGUUCGAAGCUUUACUGUGGCAGUUCACCACCCCAACUAUCAGCGCUCGGAUCCUGGAGCUCACCACUAAAGAGAAAGACGAGUCCCCUCCAAAGAUAGAACCGGCUGUUGGUGGAGGCGGAGGUUCAGGGGCACAGAACUGUGAGGUGAGCCAGAUACCGGGUCUGGACUACACCGAGCCGGCCUUCGAGAUCGAGAUAGCCGCCAGUGACGACAGGUCGCCCGCUAACCUGUUCUACAGCGUCGGGACAUCACCCGGGGACUCUGACAUUAUUGAUAUGGAGGCACUGGGAGGGUCUGUGACACAGAUAAAAGAGGACUUGAGGAAUGGCAUCCCGUUGUACUUCAUCGUGCAUGCCUGUAACACCGGUGGUCAGUGUGCUCAGGCCACCUGUAGUCUGCCCACCUACGACAACACUCCAACUACAGGCAAGAUUGAAGUGGACUACCUCUCCACAAGUGAUCCGACGAAGUUGAGUGCAGCUGUGAAGUUGUAUGACGACUCAAUGCUGACUGGUCAGAGAUGGGGGGUGGGGUACGGACAGGGCGUCUGGGGAGACCAGAUAGGAGCAUGGAGACCCUUCACCAUCACAAAGAGCAGCGCCAGAUCUGAUGGCUUGGGUGCUUUCACUGCUCCAAGGGAAGGUCGUCUUGGUGUGGCCGCCUUCAAGGUCAUGAUCGGGGCGGACACCUAUGCUGCCAGCCCCGAGACGUGUGCCGCCGAGUGUCUGAAGUACGACGAAGUACACUGUAAGAGCUUCAACUUCGACUACGGCGAAUCUAAGAACUGUGAACUCCUGGGAGAGAUUGAGGCUGUUGGACAGAAGAACGGACCACAAGUGCAAAUUUCUGGCAGGUUCCACUUCUAUGAGAGGCUGGGUGUAGGCUACACUGCUGCCCUCUCGCUGGAUGGUCUGGAGCUGAUACACAACAAACUGUACUUCUUCAAUGUGGAGGCAGACAACACUAUGGAAUAUCUGGGAGAAAUCUCUUCUCAUGGAAUCCUGGCAGACUUCACCCCACCGGACCCAGGUUUUGCUGGAGAAGUCCUCAGUGACGAGACGUUCUACGAGGCUUGUCACGACAAGGUGGUGGACAAGUGGCACCAGAACAGAUGUGAGACAGCCACGUCAAGACUACCCAACCACAGGAUUAUACAGGAUGGUCCAACAUCAAUGACUGUGACCAACGGCAUGAAACAUCAGGUGGGAGGGUUCUACACCAGGGCCAACACUUUCAUCUCAAUAAGUUUCGAUGGUAUCCAUGACGAUGAGACCGGUAUCUAUGGUUACUCGUGGUGUGCGGGUUGGGAGUACUGUGACUGUAUGAUCCACCCGCAUCACGACCCACAUGACCACCUGUAUGACAGCUCAGAGUGGACACACACCGGGACCAUCUACCCAGUACCACCUGCACCUACUGUAGUCAACGGGAUCCUACCUGACAGGAGGUACUAUCUGAGCAUUCGCGGCUUCAACCGAGUAGCCCACGGCGGUACGAUGUCUCUCACCGUCUGCCACACGUCUCCGUACGGUAUCGACAACACCCCGCCGGUGUUCCACGGUAUCACGGGGGUGGAGUUUGACAUUGAGACCAAUGACCUUCAGAUUUCCUACAAUACAAGUGAUGAACAGUCGGCUGUUGUGGAGGCAGACAUCGGACUGGGUCUCACCAAGUUUGACGUGCUGGUGAUGAACUGGGAACGUCACAACCACACCGGGACCAUCGAGAUCAACCCGACCAUUGAAGACGGCGUGCCCGCGUGGCCCAAAAUUAGGGCUGUCAACGGAGUUUAUUUGAUGACAGUUGGUACGGCUGAUGUUCCUAUCAUCAUUGACGGCUCUGCGCCCUUCCCUGGAGAGGUGUUGGAUGGGAAUGAUUAUGGGAAAGAUCUCGACUGGACCCCGGAGCUGAAUGAGGUGUGUGCUAACUGGCGAGACUUCUACGACCCUGAAUCUGGACUGAAGACCUACUGGUGGGGCGUCGGCUCCACACCAGGUGAAACAGAUCUGAUGGCCUUCCAGUCUGUGGACACCAGAACCCACCAGGCCUGCGCCAGCCUUGCUACGCCUCUGGUGCACAUGUCCAAGUACUACACCACGGUAGUGGCUGUACAUGGAGGGUACAGGGCACUGAAUGUCUCAGCAACAAGCAAUGGAUCCCAAGUGGACUUGACCCCACCGGAAUCUGGCUGGUUUGUGGACGGGGACAGUGACGAAACAGACGCCAACGGUGUCCCCGUUGACCUUGAGUUCACCUCCGAGCCUGCACGUGUCGACGCCCAAUGGGGAGACUUCAUAGACCCAGAGUCUGGCAUUGAUGAGUUCAUGUUGUCUAUCUACAGGAGACAACUGAAUGAUGAUGGCACCUAUGGAGACGACCAGCUCAUGCACGGUCCUGAUGACAUAGACAAGAGCCAGAGGGCUGCCAACUUCUUCCACUUCCACCUCAUUCAUGGUGAUGUUGUCUGGAGCAAACUGACAGCCAUCAAUGUAGCGGGAGGUGUGACAGAAGCCCUGACUGACAGCUUCAUCGUGGACCUGACUCCUCCUGUGUUUAACUACCUGGUGGACAUCUGGGAUGGGGAUUCCACAACAGAUAUUGACAGAGAUUUCCAGACAAACCAAGACUCCUUUUCAUCCGGCUGGGGUUUCUAUGACAACGAGUCUGGACUGGACCACUUCAAGAUGUCCAUCUUCGAGACCCUGCAUGGUACCAAACAACAGAUCUUCCCAGUUGGUGAAACCUGGGAGCUGCUGAACUCACCAUCCCUCACCCACCAUAAAGUCAGCGGCCUGAGCCUGAGUGCAGGCGCGCUGUACCAGACCAGGGUGGCGUCCGUCAACAGGGCACUGCUGUCUUCUGCUUACGACACUGACGGGAGCAUCGUCGACCCAUCGCCACCUGUGAUCCUGUAUGUACGUGUGGGAGUCCUGGAUGGCAGUGAGGAGGAGAAGAUAGAUGGUUAUGUGUGGCAGGCCGACCCUGAGGGCAUACAGGCGUCAUGGAAAGCCAUCGAUCCAGAAAGUCAGAUAAAGGACUAUUGGGUGUGCAUUGGAACAAGUCCUGGAUCGAGUGAUAUACAUGACUACACUAACAUGGGCUCAGAAGAAGCAGGUUACAUCAACGGACUCAGUCUCACUCUGACCGACUGGGGUAGCAAGACUCCUGUGUACUACGUCACGGUGAAGGCCAGGAACGGCGCCAACUCUUUCUCUGACACCACCACGUCUACUCCCGUCUUUGUGGUGGACAGAGACAGGGCUGGUUACGUUACUGAUGGAGCAGAGGAAGGUGUGGACAUCGACUAUCAGAAGGACGAUAUCACCCUCAUGGCACACUUCUCAGGUUUUGAGAGCCAGUUGAAUGGCAUCGCUCACUACCUGUGGGCUGUGGGGACCUCCAGUGGGGAGGACGAUGUUCAACCCUUCCUGUCUGCUGGGAUCAUCCUCAAACCUGAGGACCAAGUCAGGGGAGGAGGUCUGGGCGGUAGUGGGAAAGCAAGAGCUAUCCUCUCCCUGGACUGUGGCACGACGUAUUACGUGACUGUGCGUGCGGUCACCGGGGUGGGAGACAUCCUGGAGUCCUACUCUGACGGGGUCACUGUAGUCUGCAGCAGGCCAGUGGUCGAUAUCACACGUAUCGGCGUGGACCUCUCUGGUGGUAACACAGCUGUAACAGCAGGUGAAACAACCUACAGACAGGACAAGGAUGCCCUGAGUGCUGCAUGGGAAGUCAGUGAUGCUACCUGUCCGGUUACAUCCGGCUGGUACCAGUUUGGUUCAGUUCCUUCCGGUGCCAACAUCCGGUCAGCGACCAGCUACGAUCCAAGCUAUGGGAACAAGGCAGCUAUCACACCAGUUGGCGCAGGAAUGCCGAACAUCCUGACAGUCUAUGUAGAAAACGCAGCAGGCAUCAUGGGAUACUCCAUCAGCAGUAGUGUCAUCAUUGAUGAGACCCCUCCAGACCUGGGGACUGUGACCUGUCCUGAGUACCUACCCGGUGCUUCCACUGAGAUCUUUUGCACCUGGGCGUUUUUCCUGGAGUUGGAGAGUCGGAUAGACAGGUAUGAGGUGAGGAUCGGCACACAGGAGGGACAGGAUGACACCAUGGCUGCAGUCACUCUGGAGGGCAACAGGUCUGAAUACAGAGCCACAGGUCUUACCCUCGAUGACACUCACCAGUACUAUGUAACAGUGACAGCCUACAACAGUGUAGGUUUGAAGACUGAUGCCUACUCAGGCAGUAUUGUUGUGGACGCUUCUCCACCAAGAACUGGGGUUGUAGUGGAGCUCUCUGGUCUCAACAGUGUCAGCUUCAGUACUGAGGGAAGCUCUGCGUCUAACUGCACUGGAGAUGAAUGUGUGUUGGCCAAGGAUGCAGUUUGUCAACAGUCCCUCUCACAAGUGACUGCUGAAUGGACUCCCUUCAGUGAUCCGGACUCUUCCAUUGCUAAAAUGGAGGUUGCAGUUGGAAGUAACCCAGGAGCAGGAGAUGUGAGGGAGUACAGAGAGGUUGAAGUGAACCCUAACGGGCCCAUCGCUAUUGAAGGGCUGGAUCUCACUGACGUUUCACAGGUGUUUGUGGCAGUGAAGGCAUACAACAAGGCAGGCCUGACGACAGUUGCCAUCUCCAACGGUGUGUACAUCAGUAAGGACUCCAGAGGUGCGGUAUAUGAUGGAGAGAAGACUGGACAAGAUCUGGACUACCAGACAUCUCUCAACACUCUGUAUGCAAGUUGGGACUUCAGGGGCGACCCCUGUCCUAUUGAAACCUACGAGUGGUCAAUCACGAGGGUGGACGAAACGGUCGUACAGGACUUCACAGAUGUGGACGAGAACACCGGGAGUUCCAAUGAUAACCUACAAAUGAUGGACGGUGAAACCUACUACGUCACAGUCAAGGCAACCAACCUGCAGAAUGUUUCACGGAUUGAACGAUCCGAUGGAAUAACUGUCCAGAGGGAGCCGCUCAUCCCAGGACUUGUACGAGAUGGUCCAGUGCCUGGUUAUGACCUCAACUACCAGAUAGCCGACGAUGAGAUCUCCGCAAACUUUGAAGGCUUCGGUGUAGAUCGUAGUAGCAUCAACGCUGCGUCUUCUGGCAACCCUACAGUUGAACAAACAGAAGAGGAAUCUGCGCACCAGAAAGUCGACAAGUACGAGAUCGCAGUCGGAACCGACCGUCUUUACGCCCGUACCCGGGACAACAUCAUACCCUUCACCGAUGUGGGGCUGAACAAGACCUGGACCUUCUACUUCGUGCAGGAUCUGGUGCCGAAGACAGGGAUUUACUACGUGACUGUGCGGGCCUCCAGUGCUAACUACGCACAGGUGGAGGUCACUUCUAAUGGCAUCAGGGUGGGCUGUGAUGGUGGGGUCACAGCUGGUGAUGUGACAGUGCCAGCCUUCAUCAACUCCCCCUCCAAAGUGCUGGUGGAAUGGUCCAACUUUGAGACACGGGGACAGGGCAUUCACCUAAACUUCAUCGGCAUCGGACACAAGACUGACAACACCACAGCCUACCAGGCUGCACAUGCACUGCACUGCAAGGACAUGAUUGACAGUAACAGUGAGGUGUAUGCGUCUCUUGGUGAUGUUUUCACCGUCCGGGACUGGACCGUGGUUGAUAAGGAUACCUUCUACAAGGCAGACGAACUAGUCAUGCAGCACGAUGAAGAUUACUUUGCCACUGUGGUAGCCAUGGACGAAACUGGUGAAUGUAACAAGACGACAGCAACCUUCCAUGUGGAUCUGACUGAUCCAAUAGAAGGCAGACUGAGGGCUGGUCCACUGUAUGGCAUGGUGAUGACAUACGUGGACAGUUUUGAAACGUUUGAAGUCAACUGGGAAGGCUACUCGGAUCCGGAGAGCGACAUCGCGUACUACGAAGUGGCCCUGUUCAAGGCUGUGUCCUGCGCUGUAGAAGACGAAGAUUCCCUGUCUGUAGAUGUGGACUGGAUCAGGCUGAACAACUCUUACAGAUCAUAUGCGUUCGUGGAACUAGAUCUAAGGACCAACAUCCCUUACUACGUCCACCUGAGAACGACCAACAACGCUGGGUCCUCCAUCCUGACUGUGUCUGCGCCAAUCAUCUACGACCUGUCCAAAAUCUCCAUCGGUACUCUGGUGGACGGACACAACUACACCGAGGACCUUGAGUUUCACGGAGACAACACAACUCUCCCAGGUAUGUUCCUGCAUCUUGCUGAUCCUGCAGCUGAAGAGUGUCCGAGGACGCCCUCCCCCUUCACGGAUGGAAACUGGCAAGAGGUGACCACAGACAAGCUGUGGGGAAUGUGCCGAGACACCUCCAACUGUUGGAACGCCACCUUCAGGGCCAAACAGGUUGAGAUUUCUGAGAGCGGGGGUGAUAUAAAAAUGACCAUGAUCCGGGAUGUCCAGAAACCACAGGUAUACACAGGUGCCAUAUACAGGAAGGCUGAUAUGCAGAAGGGCGGGACUUACCAGGUUGACAUCAAAGCUGGUACAGGUAUAGCUGUCACCAACGUGCUGUUCUACACCGGUCCUGAUGGUACUGUCGGCGACUUCAACUACUGCAUGGCCUGCUGCUUGAGCGACACUGAUGCUAAGUACUGCCCGACGUGUACCUGCAGUUUGUACACAGUGGCAGCUCAGCCCGCGGCACAGGACACAGACACAGACACGGGCGCGGACACAGCCACAGACGCCCUGCCCUUCGCCGUCAUUCCCGAUCCUGUGUUAGGGGAGACGUACGCAGGAGACGAGAACGAACGAUUCAUCACUCAGAGUGCCUGUGGAAUGCAGAUCCACCCAUCAGGGGCCUCCAAUUCGAAGCUGGUACUGUGGUGCCGAUAUCACAACGAUCAGUACAACCCCACGUUCAAGAUUGUCUACCUUAACUUUAACCCGUCGACAUCUUGGUACACCUACAAAUUUGUCUUCAAGAUGACAACUUGGGAAACUCUUGAGGACUGGACGUUCGAAUUGUACAUAAAUGACCACCUGUGGGCCGUGAUCUCAGGUGCCCCAGCCUUUGACGACAUGACUAAGUUCAUGCUCAGCAUGUGGAACAAAGACAACCGCGUGCCAGAACUGGAGGACAAGUUCAACCCAUACGAAACCUACGCUUACUUCCGCAAUGUCAUAUUCCCCCCGCCCAGUGAUGUUCUGUGCCGGUAUGGCCGACCUUGGAGAGGGAACACUGCACCAAUUAUAAAGUACUACGGCGGAGUCAUGUCAGAAUAUGAGAACGGAACUGCUUACCAAGCUAUAGACUUCAGAGAGAUCUACAACCCCUGUAUCCCGUGUCUGGACGGCUGCAGCAGGUUUGCGUGUGACCCUGCCUGUGACGCCAGGGCUAGUGAGAACAUCGACUUCAAGUUCAACCUGACUGACCUUGACCUCCCCAGCACCAGGACUGUGACAGACGAGGAUGGGGACGAGGAGACUUAUGCCAUCCCAUACAAGCUCAUAGUGAAAGCCUUGUCUGCAAAGGGCCAGACUGUAAACACUACCUCCAAUGGCUUCUACAUCGACAUGACUGCCCCGGUGUUGGUGUCAUCUUUCCACUUUGACAAGGUACAGGGAGAACGGCCGACCUCCUACCAACAGUCUAACGACACCAUCAAGGCCUACUGGAGGUUCGCCGAUCCAGAAAGUGGAAUCAAGGAAAUCUCCUGGGCCAUCUAUGACAAUGACGGGACACAGCUUCAGGACUACGAACCCGUGGGAAUCAACCAGACUGCCGAGAACACCACCUUCUCCGGUCGACUGCUGAACAACCACACCUACUAUGUGGCUCUGAAGGCAGUCAACAAGGCAGGACUUGUUGGGACUGGUACUACAUCAGGUGUUACUGUGCAACUGUUGCCACCACAAGUUGAUGUAGAGACAAACACACUCGGAACUGCAGAGUUUGACACGCCAACAGUUCCUGUUGCUAAGAAGAGCGGCAACGGGAAAGAAUGUGGGGUUUCCUUCCAAAAGCCCAGUGAUGAAGGAAUAAACAAGACAUUGGUGGGUGUUACGACAUGUGGAGAAAACCCUGAGUUCACAGUUCCCUACAUCCAAGUCGCGACCAACGGCGCUGGAACCGUUGCCAUCAGGGACGGCCACCUGUACAUUUCUGACGUGGUCGUGGCCAACGUGUCCGCCCUCCCCAAACCCAUCGACCUGGCCUGCUUCAUCGAAGCCGAGACGAGGCCCAGCACAUCGGAUGCAGAGGCACAAAAGUCGGCAUCUAGUUACAGGGCUGCUAACCCUAACGCAAAGGAAGAUAGCGCCACUCAGUGCAGAUGUACCAUGACCUGUGUAAAGAUGUGCUACCCUUCAAACCUGUGUGCUGAGAAAUGUGACGGACCCAUCGUCACCCUGCCUGAUGGAGACGAGGCUGUGACAGCUCAGCCUGGCCAACCACUGACUGCCAGCAGUGCAGACCUGAGAAAGAGGAAGAAGAGGGCAACCCCAGACGACUACGACCUCACAAUAACAGCCAUGGGUGAGGUGUCUGCUGGAGUAACCCUGGCCUUCGGGAUGUUAGAUGAUACCCGUAUUGCAGAAGAGUAUGGCUCUGAUGCCUCUGAUGACUUCAUCCCCUACAUCACUGAUCCUGCACUCACCAUAGAAGCCAACAUGACCUCCAGAUACCUACUGGGAAGGAUUAAAACCAUCAUGAACCCAAGUUUCUACCUGACCGUGGUGGGCCAGGUCGAGCUGAACGACUCCAUCGCCAUAACAACGACCUUUGACCCCUCUGCCAACUGGACAGAACUCACCCAGCUGUUGAUCUUUUGGAACAAAGAAUUGGAUGAGUGGGAUGACGCAUCACGCACCUGUAAUGAACACGGGCAGACAGAGGUGGAUGAAGUUGCGGGGACUCUCACGACAUAUGUCUGUUCUACCAACUACCCAACCCAACGUAGCCAGAGGACCAGGCGGUCCACAGACAGCAGUGUUCACUACUUCAGCAGGGAGACGCAGUUUGCCGUGGUCAUCGCUCUGAAGGAAAUCCCCAACGAACCUCCGGAGUUUACCUCAACUCUACAAGUCUGGAUGGAGGAGGAUUCAGGUACCCUGAUGUACUGGAUCGAGUCUGAUGAUGCGGACGGGGAUGACCUGAUCUACGGGAUCGUGCCUGGUGAAGUGGCUCAGCUCGGGACUAUCUCUCUGUCAGAGGACGGGCUGCUCACCUACAAGAACUUCAAGGAGGAGUGGGGCUUUGACAAUCUCACCAUCUUCAUACGCGAGAACCGUACAGAUGACGACAUCAUCCCAGCCCUGGAGACUCAAGCUCUUCUCAGCAUUGAAGUCAUCUUUGUCAACGACUGGCCGGAGUUCUCUGUAGAAAUUGAUGGCCAGAUGAGACGUGUGACUGAAAACAACUCCCUCGAGGUGACUGUUGAACAGAACAUUGAAACCAACAUCUACUACGAGCCGUACCAGAUAGUGGUGACAGUGUGGGACCCUGAUAACUACGACACCCUCCAGGUGGAACAGUACAACGCCACGUUUGGAACAGCUUACAUCGAUAUGUUAGAACCAGAUCCUUCAGAGAUCCCACCAGAAGGAACUUUCAUCAAGGCACGUCUGACGUACGUCCCUAUAGAGAACUUCUACGGCCAUGAUGAGUUUAUCCUGAUCGGGAUAGAUGCGGCAGGGGCGUACUCAGAGCGUCUCAUCUUCGACAUGCACAUUCUCAACAUGCCCUGCGUCAACAACGCUACCUGCAAAGGAAUUGAGGAUGACUGGAACUGUACGCACACCAAACGUGCGGAUGGAUAUGAUGGGUAUGAGUGUGAGUGCCUCCCCGGCUGGGUGGGCCGCUACUGUGAGACGGACUUUGACGAGUGUGUGUCCAACCCCUGCCAUUGGCCAAAGGAAUGUCGCGAUGGACUCGACCACUACUGGUGCCAGUGUCCAGACUCGAACCCUAACUGUGAGGUCCUGCCGCCCUGGGCGAUUGCUCUCAUUGUCUUGUCCUUCGCCGCAUCCAUAACUGCUGGGGCUGUCUACUACAGAUACAGGCAGCUCAAGAAACGCUAUCACAUCAAGAAACUCAACAAGAGCCUGGAGAGUCCGCAAGAUGAGACCAAGGGGAAAGAGACCUUCCUGAAGAAGGAACGCCUGCCUCCAGAAGGGAUCCUAGGGCCCAUGGCCUUGUCGGGUGAAGAUGCAGUCAAAAAGCCGGCUCCAAGACCUCCGGUGCCACAAGGACCCACUGGAUUCACCAAGGCCGAUGCUGCGACCAAGAGGCUGCACCCGGCGGCAGCCAUGGAGCCCAUGCGGCGGUCUCCCAUCAACCUCAGCAGCCGCAGGAACUCUGUCGGCGUCCUGGAAGGGUCAUCGACGUUCCUGGCUGUACCUUCGUCUGACGUGGCACGGCGAGCGUCAGAUAGUAGCGUCAUUGAGAAGGUGCCCGAGGAGACAGCCUUCGCGCCCACCCCUGAACCGGAGAGGAUCCCGACACCAGUAACUCCCACUAAUGUUGAACUCAUCACCGACGAACUGGCAGAGAAACGGCAGAUGGCCUUACAGCGUGCCAAACAACGCUUCGCCCAGCCAGCCAUCGGAGCUGAAGCUUCAGGUCUCAACCCGUUCUCCCGGACUGAUGCUGAAAUAGCGAAACUACCACGGGGCCCUGGGCACAAGAGGAGGGAUCCUAGCAUGUGGGACUGAGAUUGUUGUCAACAACGGAGAAGAAGCUUAAUAUAAUUAAGAUUUAUUUUUGAUUGCUGUGAUGUUCAAAUCUAUUAUUUUAAUUGAUUUAUCACAAAGAGCUGUCGGUAUAAUUUUCAUUUUCAUCACGUAUAUAAGUUUUGUAAUGUACUAGCAUUUGUGUCAGAUGAUAUUUUGGAACACGAACAUCCAGAACUUUGUCUAUGGUCAACAACAGCUGGACUUAUAAUAUAAUUAUGAUUUAUUUUGAUUGCUGUGAUGUUAAAAUGUUUUAAUUUAUUAGUUUAUCUCAAAAACUGACAGUAUGACUGACAGUCAUGUAAUACAUUAUCUUUUGUAUCAGAUAUGAUAUUUUGGGAACAGGAAUAUCUAAGACUUUGAA
Molecule: messenger RNA, 24627 nt
Organism: Branchiostoma belcheri (Belcher's lancelet)
Lineage: Eukaryota; Metazoa; Chordata; Leptocardii; Amphioxiformes; Branchiostomatidae
Exons: 135
Coding region: 171-24245 (8024 amino acids)
Biological process (GO): lipid transport
Molecular function (GO): calcium ion binding; lipid carrier activity; protein binding
Source: RefSeq, a predicted model, not a curated record